AUGGAAUUCUCUUCCCUUCCACUAACCGGUGCUCCUUUACAUCCAUUGAAUUCGGAAAAAAGAAGCAUAUUUGGAAUGUCUCGCCCUAUUGAAGCUGUUAAAGACAUCAAUGAUUCCAAAGAUUUAUGGAAAAUUGCUGUUAGAUGCAAGCAUAUGUGGACUGUAACCAGUGCUUCAAACAAGGAGCACAUAGAGAUGGUAUUAGUUGAUUCAAAGCUGGAUUUGAUUCAAGCUAUUGUGCCAUCUUAUUUGGUUCCGAAAUUCAAGAUGUCUACAAAGCAUAAUUGCAAAUUGGUUUUCUGUGGAUCUACUUCUGUGAAAAAAAUGGACAUUGACAGCAUUCCUUCAAACUACUUAAACAUACUUGGUUUGGAUGCAAUAGUUGAAGGAAAAUUUCAGUCUAAUUUGUUAGUUGAUGUCAUUGGAGGAGUUACUGAGAUUUCUCAAUCCCAAAUAAUACCUGACAAUAACAAGAGCAAAGUGGUUUUCACAUUGACUGACAUGAGCAAAAACUCUGUUCAAUGUACUCUAUGGGGUCAACUUGUUGUCCAACUCUAUGAAUAUUAUACAAAUAACAAGGAUGAUGGCAAUAUUGUUGUUUUACUUAUUAAUGCAAGAAUUAAGGAAGCACAAGGAGCUUAUCCAUUGAAUGUAUCCAACGCAUGGAGUGGCACAAGAUUAUUGAUAAAUGAUGUUAGCGUUAAUGAGAUAAACGAGCUUAAAGAAAGUCUGAAGAAUGAAUUACCAUUGUUGUCUUCUUCGAGUCUGCAAGUGGAUGUCACGCAGAACUCACAGUUCUCAGAAUUCGAUAAGUUUGUGUGGAAAGCUCAAAUUUUGAGUCUGGAAGAAAUUGCAAUUCUUCGUGAUUCAGGAUGGUUUUAUGAUGGAUGUGUUGAAUGUACUAGAAGUGUCUCUUUAAAGGAUGGAAAACUGAUGUGUUAUUCCAAACAUGUGUCUGCAGAGCCUGUUCCAAGGUUUAGGCUUGAUGUCUUGGCUUCCGACGGUAAAUUCAAGUAUAAGUUUAUUUUUUGGGACGUUGAUUGUGUAAAGUUGAUUGGAAAGUCUGCUCUUCAAAUGAAAACAGAAUUGAUCAAGUUUGGAGAAUAUGAUCCACUUGAGUUCCCUUACGAACUUGAUUCAAUCCUCAAAAAGGAGUUCGCUAUAAGAGCAGUAUUUUUGCCCAACAAGGCACAUCUAUCUGUAAUUGCAUUUAAAUGUGACGAGGAUAUCCGUAAGAGGAUAAGGGAUAGCUUCAAAACUGAGGAGCAUACUUCAAAGCUUCAAACUCCGGAUCAUUUGUCACAGGAGGACUUGCUAACUAUUUCUGAGCCCAUAUCUGCAUCUGCUGAUUAUGAUCCUACAGAUGGUAAUUCAGCCCUUACUCCAUCAAAAAGGUCUCUAACUGAUGCAGUCGAUGAUUUAGAGAGUGUCCAACUGUCUUCCACCAAGCUUACAAAGGAUAUAAAGAUGGAAAAAUAA
This is a messenger RNA of Vicia villosa (hairy vetch), 1479 nucleotides long. RefSeq lists its product as uncharacterized. The record is from RefSeq and is a predicted model, not a curated record. The transcript has 13 exons. Gene Ontology annotation, molecular function: DNA binding. Gene Ontology annotation, cellular component: nucleus. NCBI's taxonomy places the organism in Eukaryota, Viridiplantae, Streptophyta, Magnoliopsida, Fabales, Fabaceae. Bases 1 to 1479 code for a protein of 492 amino acids. Gene Ontology annotation, biological process: DNA replication; DNA repair; DNA recombination.